CGUCUUUCCAGCACGUGCAUACUAGAAUGGCGUAUGGGAAAAUACGGGAGCGUCUGUUCCUUAUACUAAGUUCUUUCGCGUGCAUUACUUUAGUUCAGUGCGGACGUGCAGUACAAUUGUCUAAAAAUGAAGACACAAAUGAUGGUGGCAAAAUUAUAUCAGAACAAAGUCUGUUCGACCACGACGGAUAUGAGGCUUUACCUGAUUUUGAAUAUCUCGGUGGUGACGCCAUUGUUUCUGGGCAAGUCAGUUCUUCUGAAGCAGCCUGGUAUGCCAUGUCUCCAAAGUUGAGGUGUGGUGAUGAUUUUAUGAAGUUGCAGCUCAGUGGUCCUGAAGUAGCACAAAUUGAACUUUGUCAAGGUAAUGGGGCAGCUGUUCCUCUCAAUGACUUGCCACCUCACUGUGGAUCUACCAUACCCACUUAUGGAGGUGUUACCUAUGCUACCCCCUAUGAUGGAUGUGGUGUUGCACAACAGGGAGGGAGUUAUGUGAUGCAAAUGCAAUGGCAGGGUAACCGUGCAGUCAUUUCUUGUCCCAUGACCUCUACAACUGCAAAUGAAACCUUCCUAGGACCUCAUUCUGCUUCAUAUCCGCAACUUCUGCUUCCCCUUUAUCCUGAUAAACUUACUCCACAAAUAAGUACAAUGCCAGAACCAUCUGCAGCACACAAACCUCCACCUUAUGGGUACCCUGAAGUGUUUCCACAAGCAGGGAAACCUCCAUCAGAUGCCCAAGUACCAACCCAGAAACCUCAGUUUCCAAAGGACCCCCAUAUGAUGUGGCCAUAUCCGUACUCCCAAUCCCAGUAUCCUGGUAAGGGCUAUCCCACAGCUGAGCCUGCAGGUGAAUCUUCUACAGAUGACCAGGCACCAGACCAGAAACCUCAGUUUCCAAAGGACCAUCAUAUGUGGCCAUAUCCCUACUCCCAAUCCCAGUAUCCUGGUAAGGGCUAUCCCACAGCUGAGCCUGCAGGGGAGUCUUCUACAGAUGACCAGGCACCAGACCAGAAACCUCAGUUUCCAAAGGACCCCUAUAUGAUGUGGCCAUAUCCCAUAGCUAAACCAGGAGGGAAGUUUCCAUCAGAUGCCCAAAUGCCAACCCAGAAACCUCAAUUUCCAAAGGACCCCCAUAUGAUGUGGCCAUAUCCUAUAGCUAAACCAGGAGGGAAACUUCCAUCAGAUGCCCAAAUGCCAACCCAGAAACCUCAGUUUCCAAAGGACCCCCAUAUGAUGUGGCCAUAUCCCUACUCCCAAUCCCAGUAUCCUGGUAAGGGCUAUCCCACAGCUGAGCCUGCAGGGGAGUCUUCUACAGAUGACCAGGCACCAGACCAGAAACCUCAGUUUCCAAAGGACCCCUAUAUGAUGUGGCCAUAUCCCAUAGCUAAACCAGGAGGGAAGCUUCCAUCAGAUGCCCAAGUGCCAACCCAGAAACCUCCGUUUCCAAAGGACCCCCAUAUGAUGUGGCCAUAUCCCAUAGCUAAACCAGGAGGGAAACUUCCAUCAGAUGCCCAAGUGCCAACCCAGAAACCUCAGUUUCCAAAGGACCCCCAUAUGAUGUGGCCUUAUCCCAUAGCUAAACCAGGAGGGAAACUUCCAUCAGAUGCCCAAGUGCCAACCCAGAAACCUCCGUUUCCAAAGGACCCCCAUAUGAUGUGGCCAUAUCCCUACUCCCAAUCCCAGUAUCCUGGUAAGGGCUAUCCCACAGCUGGGCCUGCAGGGGAAUCUUCUACAGAUGACCAGAAACCUCAGUUUCCAAAGGACCCCUAUAUGAUGUGGCCAUAUCCCAUAGCUAAACCAGGAGGGAAACUUCCAUCAGAUGCCCAAAUGCCAACCCAGAAACCUCCGUUUCCAAAGGACCCCCAUAUGAUGUGGCCAUAUCCCUACUCCCAAUCCCAGUAUCCUGGUAAGGGCUAUCCCACAGCUGAGCCUGCAGGGGAAUCUUCUACAGAUGACCAGAAACCUCAGUUUCCAAAGGACCCCUAUAUGAUGUGGCCAUAUCCCAUAGCUAAACCAGGAGGGAAACUUCCAUCAGAUGCCCAAGUGCCAACCCAGAAACCUCCGUUUCCAAAGGACCCCCAUAUGAUGUGGCCAUAUCCCUACUCCCAAUCCCAGUAUCCUGGUAAGGGCUAUCCCACAGCUGAGCCUGCAGGGGAGUCUUCUACAGAUGACCAGGCACCAGACCAGAAACCUCCGUUUCCAAAGGACCCCCAUAUGUGGCAGAAACCGCAACCCCCAAUUUACCCUGGAAGUCCGUUCCCCCAGUAUAGCCAUUUCCCAGAUUAUUUGCAGCAGUUUUAUUCACAAUACCCUAUGCAGCCUCUGAAAACCCCUACCGCAUCACCUAUAACCACCACUCCUCAACCCUGUACUACAACUGCAGCUGCUGAAUGUGUUCCUUCUGCAAACCAGCCUCUCAAAGAGCCACCCCAAUACUAUAAACCACCCAGUUAUAUGCGUUAUGAAAAAGACCCCUUUGCACUUAAAUUUGUGGAUUUUUCGGAAAUUGAUCGCAAAUCCUUCCCAAGAACUUGAGGACCAAGGAUUACCAUUUAAGAUUACGUUGUUAAUGUCAACCAUCAUACUUUGAAAAAAAAAAAAAA
Messenger RNA from Carassius carassius (crucian carp), 2599 nucleotides. RefSeq lists its product as uncharacterized. Lineage: Eukaryota; Metazoa; Chordata; Actinopteri; Cypriniformes; Cyprinidae. The coding region runs from base 27 to 2531 and encodes 834 amino acids. The transcript has 7 exons. The record is from RefSeq and is a predicted model, not a curated record.